UACAGAAGAAAAACUCACAUGUAUAACUUGAACGAACCGCUUAUCCAAGAAGUAGAAGAGCAACAACAACAACCUUGUAAUUCUCAAACACAUUCUUUCCCAUCGACUCUCAUCAGAUAUCUAUAUGUUGCUCACUUCUUGGCCAGAUGGGGUGCCAGGAUGUGGGAAUUCUCAGUUGGGUUGUACAUGAUAAGCCUUUGGCCAGACUCUUUGUUAUUUGCUGCUAUUUAUGGUGUGGUGGAAUCUGCCUCUACUGCACUAUUUGGACCCAUUCUUGGACAAUUGGUGGAUAGAUUGACAUAUAAAAAGGUUCUCCAACUUUGGUUGGUAACACAAAAUCUCUCUUUCAUAGUUGCUGGAGGCGCUGUGGUGGCAUUAAUUGUUUACUCAACGUUGAAGUUGGAGAACUUCAGUGGAUUCGUUUUUCUUGUGAUAUUAACAAACAUCUCUGGAGCAAUUGGAGUGCUUUCCACUCUUGCCGGCACCAUCCUAAUCGAAAGAGAGUGGAUUGUGGUGAUAUCAGAAGGGCAUUCGCCCGACCAUCUAACGAAGAUGAACUCGGUCAUCAGACGCAUUGAUCUCACUUGCAAGCUAUGUGCUCCUGUGGUUACUGGCUUCAUUAUCAGUUUUGUGUCACUAAAAGCUUCCGCUCUGACCUUGGUUCUAUGGAAUACUAUAUCAGUUUGGAUGGAAUAUUGGCUUUUCAUCUCCGUGUAUAACGGGAUUCCAGCUUUAGAACAAAGUAGCCAGAGGAGGGCCUCGAGAAUAUCUUCACAAAGUGAUAGUGAAGAUAGAAAAUCCGUUUCUCAUCGGCAGAGAAAAAGUUUUCUUUCUCAUGACCAGGACAGUGCAGAAGUGAUGGAGGAAAGUUUCAUAACAAAAGUUACUAAAUUGGUUUCAAAUGUUCCAUAUCUUAAUGCAUGGAGAGUAUAUUUGCAGGAAGAUGUUGUAUUUCCUGGAAUAGCUCUGGCUUUGUUAUAUUUCACUGUUCUCAGUUUUGGAACAUUAAUGACAGCUACCCUAGAAUGGGAAGGGAUACCAGCGUUUGUCAUCGGAAUAGCGCGCGGUAUUAGCGCCGUGAUCGGCAUUGCUGCAACACUCGUGUACCCAAUUUUGCAGUCUCGUAUUUUAACACUUAGAACAGGACUCUGGUCUAUUUGGUCUCAGUGGAUCUGCCUCCUGGUUUGUGUGGCUUCAAUAUGGGCUCAAAAUAGCAUCAUAUCUGCGAAUAUGCUGAUGGCAGGAGUGGCAUUAUCUCGGCUUGGGUUGUGGUCUUUUGACUUAUCUGUAAUUCAACAAAUGCAAGAUUAUGUUCCGGAGUCGGAUCGUUGUGUGGUAGGAGGUGUUCAGAACUCUCUUCAAUCGAGCAUGGAUUUGAUGGGUUAUGUCAUGGGAAUACUCAUCUCGAAUCCACAGGAUUUCUGGAUAUUGAUAUUGAUAUCCUUCGGUGUGGUAACAUUGGCUGCAUUGCUCUACACUUGUCAUGUUUACACAAUAAGGAAGCACCUCUUUCACUUUGAGAAGCUAAUUUUGUGGGUCCAAUGCUUGCUUCACUAGGCCACGUGGAAAUGCACUACUUAGUUGAUAUAAGUGAAUAUGUUAUGAUUAAUUUAUGUAUCCUAUGAUUGUCAC
Messenger RNA from Morus notabilis, 1632 nucleotides. Its product is annotated as solute carrier family 40 member 2. Gene Ontology annotation, molecular function: iron ion transmembrane transporter activity. Bases 19 to 1557 code for a protein of 512 amino acids. Gene Ontology annotation, biological process: iron ion transmembrane transport. Gene Ontology annotation, cellular component: membrane. The record is from RefSeq and is a predicted model, not a curated record. The transcript has 8 exons. Lineage: Eukaryota; Viridiplantae; Streptophyta; Magnoliopsida; Rosales; Moraceae.